This is a messenger RNA of Salpingoeca rosetta, 4113 nucleotides long. RefSeq lists its product as uncharacterized. The transcript is spliced from 30 exons. Lineage: Eukaryota; Choanoflagellata; Craspedida; Salpingoecidae. The record is from RefSeq and is a predicted model, not a curated record. Gene Ontology annotation, cellular component: microtubule organizing center. Bases 265 to 4113 code for a protein of 1282 amino acids.
GACAAAGUGGUGCUGGUGCCGCUGCGACCGUUGCACUGCUCCUCAACCGCCCACGAUUUGAAAACAACAAACCACAACAGAGCCCAUCCAACCAGCCAAAGCAACUCACAAAGCCCAACACAGCUUGCUUGCUGCAUCCCCGGCAUCGUGGGUGCGUUGCUAGCUGCCUGUGUGUGUGUGUGUGUAUGAACAAGGAGACGGGAAGGGGACGACGAGCUUGCUUUGUUUUGCUUUACUUUGCUUGAGCGGAAGAAAGGGUCAGCCAUGAGCUACCGCACGCCACGGCCUCGUGGCUAUGGUCGCUCGCCUUCGCCUUCAACACGCACGCUCAAGAGCCAAGAAGAGACGAUCGAUGCCUUGAGCAAGGAGAACUUUGACUUGAAGAUGCGGCUGCAGGAGCUGCAAGACCGCUUCCUCGGCGGCAACAGUGCUCGAGGACGCGAUGGCGGCUCAGGCGUGUCACGCCAGCAGGCCGAUGCGCUGCGUGAGCACGUGGCAAACAUGGAACGCGAAAUCCAAGAGAAAGAUCGCCUUCUUCGAGAGGGUGGCGAACUCAUGGCCCUCAACGAACGCAAGCGACAACAGCUGCAAGCGCGCGUCUCUGAGCUGGAAGAUGAACUUCGACGGGCAGACCGCAGCCGCAACGACGUCGAAUCACGCAUGCGCCGGUCACAAACGCUGUCGUCACAGGACCGCGCCGCGCUUGAAAUGCGCGUGCAGGAGUUGGAGAAGGACGUGCAAUGGUACAGGGGCAAGUUGGAGGAAGCCAACUUGCAUGCCUCGAAACGGUCCAAUGCAGAACACACGGGCCUGCGCACCGAACUCGAAGACACGCGCGCAAGGUUGCAGGAGACAGAGCGCCAGCUGUUUGCUGCGCGGCGGACGGACGAGGAGCGAAAACAGCUGCGUGAGCGGGUGCAAGAGCUCGAGUCACGACUGGACGCAGCCAAUGCACAACUGCAGCGCAGCGGAAAAGCGGCGUCGGCGUCAACCCGGCAGAUUGAGCAGGAGGUGGAGGAGCAGGUGAGGACCAAGACAGCAGACCUGAAGACCAGGCUCCAGGACAGGGAAGACGAAGUGCAGCGGCUGAGGAGUGCGCUGCGCAGCGGUAAUGCGGAGGCCGUUGCCGGCAUCUCGCUCGAGGCGGAGCGGCGCGAGCUUGACCUGGAGCGGGCCCGACUGCGACGGCUGCAGGAGGAGAUUGAGGAGGAGCGGCGCCGUCUCGCUGAACGGCGGCACGCGCUCCCGUCAACCCACCACGCAGAGAGCAUCACUGGUGACCUCCACGCACGUGCAGACUCAACAGAUUCAUUGCGGCGUGCGCUUGGUGAAGAGAAGCGUUCUGUUGAGCAGUUGAAGGCGGAUCUUGAGCUUGAUCGUAAGAAGCUCGCUGAACAGAUUGCCGCUGCAGUCAAACGCGAGACGCAAGCUGAGCGGCUGCUGGCAGAGCACGGCCGCGGCAGAACCAGCGGCGACGACAGCACAAGCAGUAGCAGCAGCGAUAGCAGCAGCAGCAGCAGCGACGAUGAUGAGCGGAUUCGCGCACUUGAGGAGCAGCUGAGGCGAAGGCGAACAGAGCUGGAGGACGAAUACAGAACAAAGUUGCAGCAGCUGGAUACGGAUGCAAAGUCGCGUCUUCACGAGCAGCGGAGCAAGGACGACCGCUCAUCAAGGCUGGCGGUUGAGCUCCAGAAUCAACUGUUGGACGAAAAGGACAGGGUUGCGGAGUGCAAGCGAACGAUCUCAUCACUUGAAGAGCAGGUGGCGCAGCAGGCGGCCAAGCUCAAGGAUGCACAGGAUUCGCAAUCCGCAACCGCGGACACGCACGCCGUCCAGCAGCAAAGGAUUGCGCAAUUGGAGAAACAAAUUGAUGACUUGAAGGAAGGUCUGGCCACCAAGUCCAAGAUGCUGGAUAAGGCCGCAAACAAGGUGCGGUCGCAAGAGGCCGUGAACACCAACAGCGAGCACGUGCGCCGGGAGCAGGCGGAGACAAUUUCGCGCCUCAACAGCCUGCUUGACGCUGCAAACGAACAGAGCAGCGACUACAAGCGGCAGCUCGACAGGGCCCUCGCUCGCGAAGAGGACUUGCAGGCACAACUGGACGAGGUCCGGGAGAAGCUUGACGCUGCCGACGAAAACCACCGCAUCGUCUGUCUCGAACACCGCGCACAAAUCACAGAGGCCACCGCGCAAGCGGAAGAUGCGGAGGAGGAGGUGGGCAAAUUGCGGCGCCGGCUGGCAGCGGAGGAGGAGCGACGAGCAGAGGCCGAGGACGCAGCGAGCGAGCACCAGGCAGCAGCGCAGGCGUGCGCGCGCCGCGUGAACGAGCUGACAGAGGCCCUUGACCAGGCAAUGGGGGACGCAGAGCUGGCGCGACAGGCGGCGCAGCGCACGCAGGAGCUGGAGGGCCUCAACAAGACGCUCACCCGCACGCUGCGGGAGACGCAGGGGGAGGUGGAGGGCUGCCGGGCAACCAUUGCCACGCUGCAGGAGACGGUCGGGGACCUGGAGGCCAGGCUGCGGCAGGCGGAGGACGAUGCCGACGACGCACGGCGGCGGUUUCAACAGGCCGACCGCAACAGCGGGCUGCACAUUUCGCAGCUUGAGUCUGAGCUGGAGAGCCAGCGCAAGCGGUGCGAGAAGCUUGAGGAGGAGCUGGAAGACGCCGUGCAGCAGCGGGACGAGGCCAACGCAAGCGUGCACAGGCUGCGGGCAGAGCUGGACCCGCUGCGACACGAACUGCGCAGCAUGGACGAGACGGUCGCAGAGAUGCGGCAGACGGCGGCGGAGCGGGAGCACCAGCUGGAAGUGCUUGGGGAGCAGGUGGCGCGGCUUGAGGGCGACCUUGCCACGGCGAGGGAGGCCGUGCGGGGCCGUGAUGAGCUGCAGUCGCUGUACGAUCAGCGCGGACAGGAGCUGACGCGCAUCACGGAGCAGCACCGCCGCAUGGCAGAGGACUGCCAGCAGUACCAGGAUGAGCUUGGUGCGCUGCGUGCAGAGGCCGCGUCGUUGCAGUCUGGUCUUGAGCGCGAGCGGCAGCUGCGGUCGUCGCUUGAGGACCGCAUGGACAGGGAGCGUGCGGCAUCAGACCAGGAAAUCCAGCAGGCGCAGGCCGCGCUGCGGGAGGUACAGGAGCAGAUGGAGGGCGUUGAACGGGAGGUGGCGACGAUGCACAACGACAAGCAGCGCCUUCUUCGCGACAUUGACCAGCUCUCCACCGCCCUCGAGGAACAGACCGCUGCCCUCAAGCAGUCAGAGCGUGACCUGCUUGCUGCACGGCGGGAGACGGAGGAUGCACAGAACCGCAUUCACCAGGCAGAGCAACAGCUGCACCGAGCGGAAGGGAAUGCGCAGCGCCUGGAGCAGGAGCUGGCGGACACGGCGGCUCAGUUUGAUGGCGCGUCAUCAUCGUACGAGUCCACCAUCCACGACCUUGAGGACGGCAUUCGGCAGCGGGAUGCGGAGUUGUCUUCGCUGUCGCGGGCGGCGGUGGAGCGCGAUGGCCUCAAGCGCGAGCUCGCCGAUAUGGAGGACACCCUCACCCAGACCAGACUCGACAGGGACAGGCUGCAGCGCGAACUCAGGAAUGCAAGCGGGGACCUUGACGCGGCGCGAGAGGAAGUGCAGCAGGAGCGGGAUGUGGUGCGCAGUCUCCGCAAUGAGCUCGAGGACCAGCUCCGUCUUAUUGCUCAGGCCGAAGAUGACAAGAAGGCCUUGCGACGGCAGUGCGAGCACAAGAAGGCCGAGCUGCAACGUGUCAUCCAAGACCUUGAGGCCGCUGUUGCCGAGAAGGAGGCGACGGUGCGGCAGGAGCAGGACAACGCCCGUCAGUGCAUUGAUGAGCUGCAGCGUCUCCGUGACAGCCACGACCAACUCGCAGAGCGGCUGCAUGGUGCGCACGAUGAGGGCGAAGGCCUGCGCGGGCAGGUGGUGCGGCUGACGGCAGAGGUUGAGCGGCUCAAGGCGGACAUUGACGAGCGGGAGGAGACGAUGCGACAGCUCAGGCUGCAGCUGCACACAUCCCAGGACAAGGCUGCUGCAGAUUCAGGUCCGGCGGAUGUGGGGUGGUGGCUGAGAGGCCGGUGCUUAUUGCUGUUGCUGUCGGUUGUUUAA